UGACUGACGUCCCUGGAUUUGCGUGCUGGGUCUCAAAAGGUUCAUACCUAAACACGCGGGUCUGGUUUUCCCUUUCCUCUCUCUCACCUAAAAUUUCUCUAUUGUCCCCAAGCAGCCAAGAAGGAAAAACCAUGACCACCUCAAAGCGUCUUGCAGACAGGAAGGUUGCAAAGUUUCAGAAGAAUAUAACAAAGAGGGGAUCAGUUCCUGAAACCUCAACAAAGAAAGGAUAUGACUACCCAGUUGGGCCAAUUCUCCUUGGGUUCUUUGUCUUUGUGGUUAUCGGUUCCUCUCUUUUUCAGAUAAUUAGGACAGCUACAAGUGGCGGGAUGGCCUGAGAAAAUGGUGAAGGAAGCCAUAUGUAACAUGGAGAUCCUUGGACAUCAUAAGCUUGACCCAGAGAGCAGCAUGUUAGAAAGUGAAGAAAUUAGAACAUUUGUACUUGUUUGAUAAAUAAAAUGAUGCUUGACAUUUGGAUCUCAUGCAGCUUUGCCCUCUUUUAUGUUUCUGAAAGCUUGUUCCUUCUAGUAUACAUUUUUUGUCA
Messenger RNA from Vitis riparia (riverbank grape), 544 nucleotides. RefSeq names its product stress-associated endoplasmic reticulum protein 2-like. Bases 132 to 338 code for a protein of 68 amino acids. NCBI's taxonomy places the organism in Eukaryota, Viridiplantae, Streptophyta, Magnoliopsida, Vitales, Vitaceae. The transcript has 3 exons. Gene Ontology annotation, biological process: endoplasmic reticulum unfolded protein response. The record is from RefSeq and is a predicted model, not a curated record. Gene Ontology annotation, cellular component: endoplasmic reticulum.